AUGGAUCCCGACACCAAUGACUCAAUGGCUUAUCACACCCCUAUAACCAUAGAUGGUAAAUUGGGCCGUCCUCACUUUGCGCACAUAUCUGUCGAUGUAGAGGGCAGUCUUCACUUGCAGUGCUCUCAGUCGAUUGCCAACACCUUCCAAGGUCCCCUUUCUAUAGGGCUGGCGGAUACCUUUUUGAAAGCAGUCGCGAUGUCAGAAGAAGUUUGUUCACCAAUAACCCAAGCAGCAGCUCACCAAACUACGCUAGCAAUUAGAAAUACUUUGCCCUCACCACGAAUAACCCACACUUCCCACAGGACGGGAUUAGAUGGCAAAGGGCAGACACGAAAUUCCCCACCACCUAGUUUAUCUCCGCCAACAGUAGGGCCAGCUCACACAGAGCCUUCGCGUCGUUGGGACACACCGAUCUUGGAACGCACAAAAAGAAAUGUAUGGAGCAACGACAACAGAAUGUGGAGGCCAGAAGUCGCAAUAUCUGUUAUAGACCGCAAUUUUCUACGAAAGUACUACGCGAAGGCAUUUGAAAACCUGCAGCAGACGAAUUGCCGGGCCCUCGCGAAAGCCUAUGUUAAGCUGGUGGAGCCUCGAAAGCAGGUAUUCUUUCCAUACAACGGGCGGGCCGUUGUCGCAGGGGUCAUUCGGCAGCUUGACCCGGAGGCGACCAAGCCGCCGUGGUGGCCUCCUGGAGUGAGACACCGAGAGCCCGACCAUCUUCUCAAACACGAGCGCAUCAGGCUUCUAGUUCAUAUUUUGUGUGAACUGCAUACUAGCCAUGGUAUCACCACCAAAAAGCUGCGGGAGGCCGACCAGCCAAUUCGCCGGUAUAUAGUCCCAGCAGAGCGAGUAUGCAUCUUCGAUGAAGUCUAUCGGGUUCGACAAGAAGAGGUAGAAUUGUUGGAGGGGAAGAGCGAUGGACUACGUCAGGUGUGGAUUUGUCGCAUGAACCUACCUGAAGCAGCGAGAAUCAUAUCCAACCGCAAUCAACGUAGCGGAGACGGAACACCUUUUGAUGCCCCAUCUAAAACUAUCUCGAGCAACCUAUCUGCAUGUGUCAAAUCACCCCCUACCAACCAUGCUCCACCAGCACUAUUUGCACCAGUGGCAAAUUUCCCAGCCCACUUACCUCUAGACUAUCCCUGUGACGUGCAGGGUCAAUUUCCUAGGAAAUACUCAAGCCCGGAUCCCAAGACCACACGUGGUUUUGACAUGACUAUGCCGGUAUCAAUGCCGCCGCAUGUUUUGAAGAGGAAACGCGAAGGCGAGGGGAUAGCUGAAGUUGAUGCGACAAGGCCUACAAUAUUCAUACCCGAUCUCUCUUCCUCGGUAAUUCCUAAUCUCCAGCCCUGUCCACUAGAAUAUCACAGCGGACCUUACAGCUCUCUACAGCAAAAUUUCGUCUCGCAUGGGCUCUCUACAGCAGAAGAAUUAGGGCAACCGAAUGAGGGUCGUGAUAUCUCUUACCAGUUUGGAUAUAACUAG
Molecule: messenger RNA, 1488 nt
Organism: Penicillium concentricum
Lineage: Eukaryota; Fungi; Ascomycota; Eurotiomycetes; Eurotiales; Aspergillaceae
Product: DUF2841 domain-containing protein
Exons: 4
Coding region: 1-1488 (495 amino acids)
Source: RefSeq, a predicted model, not a curated record